Caenorhabditis briggsae is the source of this 792-nucleotide messenger RNA. The record is from RefSeq and is a predicted model, not a curated record. Bases 1 to 792 code for a protein of 263 amino acids. NCBI's taxonomy places the organism in Eukaryota, Metazoa, Nematoda, Chromadorea, Rhabditida, Rhabditidae. The transcript is spliced from 5 exons.
AUGAGAAACUGGCCACUUUUCGUAUUCCUUAUCUGCCUGGUUCUCUUUUUCUAUGCCUUCUACAUCUACCAAGCUCAAGGAGCAGUUCUUGCUCAGACAACGGAAGAAGUUAGACAACUAUCUGCACAGUUGAGUUUGACGAAAGGAAAACUUGUUGGAAGUAUGGCUGAUAUGGAAACAAGCAAUAGUGAAAAGAAGACAUUAUCUACGCAAUUAGACGACGUUACAAAAAAAAAUGAGGAAUGUAUGGUUUCUUUGAGAAACACAAAAUUGAGAGUUGAUACUUUGGAAAAGGAUGGAAAAUCGAAUACAGAUAACUAUACCAAAAUGCAAGAAGAGUUGACUGCUGUCAAGGCGAAAGCAGAAGAACUCCAAAGAAACAACACGGCGCUUACUUCUCUUGUUUCGACACAAUCCCAAUUGAUCACUCAGUUGAAUCAAACGAUUGGAAUCAUCAAAUUCGAGAAGGAAGAGUUGAAAAAUGCCGCGAAUCUGAGCAACUUGACACCAAAAACAGAAAAGCCUGCUGCAGCAGCACCAGUUGAAGAGCAACAGAAGCAGGAUCAGAAGGAAGUAUCGAUCACCACUCCAACGACAACAACGUCCCAGAAACAGGAUCCAGAGGCUGAUGGACAAGAAGUGAAAGAUGAUAACGAGGAACCAUCAACUGUAGCGGUUUCAUCGACUCAAUCUCCUUUAGAAAAAUUUGAGGAAAAGAAUCCAGAAGCAGAAGAGCCUGAGCCAGUUGUUGCUGAGCCAGAUGCUGCUGAACCAGAAAACAAAGAGACAUAA